AUGGUCCGAAGUCUCAGUGAUGAGAGUGAACGCGACUGCAUCGGAAGGUGGUUUGACAACGAUGAUGAGUCAGUUCAAUCGCCGCAGUCAAUUCCUAUGGGAGAGGAUCAGGACGCUAAAGAAAUCCCUGUCGACGUUGGAUCACCGAAGGAGAUGCUAGCCUGGCUGACCGAUCUCCAACAAAAGACUGAGGAGGUUCGACUAUUACAACCUGUCACAGAUGUACCAUCAGUGUCGUCCGUGCCUUCAUUCAACCUAUCAGAUGAAACGAUAAGCUGUAGCUGCAGCACGCGCUCCGUUGACAAUGCUGCCGGCGGUUCAUCUGCUGAUGACGAAACUGCAACUUUGAAACAACGCGGUCUCGCGAUCCGAGACUAUGGUUACGAUGAAGACGCCCAGGAUGCUGCUUCAGACUCUUCGUCAGACACCUCUGGCAGUUUGUCUCCGGUCUCCUGCCCGUCACCAAGUAACACAAAUAUCACAUCACCAAGCUCAGAUGGGUCUGACCGGGAUUCCGUAGACUCAUUUGAAGACAUGCCAGAGAGUGCCUACGAGUCCUAUCAAAUCGAGCAAACUCUAUCGAGCUUGCAAGGCUCUGGCUGGGCCUAUGGGAUGUACCCAGAGACAACCUAUUCGGACCAGCACGAUCAGGCCCGUGAUGGAGACGACGAUGACAGCGGCGAAGCGAACGAAUCUACGCGUCAGGAGGAGCGUACAGCUACUGAGAAUGGUGGUACAGGGGCGACAGAAACCAGCGCUUUAGUACAGCACAAGGAUCACCCCCCUAAGCGUGCAGCUCAAGACGACGAGAACGAACACCAACAAGUAUCGCGGGCGAAAAAGCCUAAAAGACAAGAGGACUCCCACCUCAGGCUGGCUUGCCCAUUCUAUAAGCACGACCCGAUUCAAUAUCGUCGCUGUCACUCCCACGUCCUCAAGCGCAAUAGCUACGUCAAGCAACAUCUCUUCCGCUGCCAUAUGCAGCCCAUACACUGCGACAUAUGUCUUAGCACAUGGCCUACAAUCGAGGAGCUUCGAGAGCAUCGCCGUGCCCAAGUAUGCGAGAGGCGAGAGUAUAUUGCCCCAGAUGGCAUUACUCCCGAACAAGAACGCAAACUGCGAUCGCGGCUUGGAGGCCCGAACAAAUCAGAAAGUGAUCAGUGGUUCGAUAUCUAUAGUAUUAUUUUCCCAAAUGCGGAAAGACCAAAAUCGGCGUAUCUGAAUGGCGAAUUGUCCGAGGAUGCAGAGAGUCUUCGCGAGUUUAUGGAAGGUCGCGGGACGAGUUUGAUAAUGGAACAAUUAGUAAUGUCAGGCGUCGUUAUGAAUGAAGAUAAUAAUAGUAGCUGUGAGAUGGAGAGAAAGUUUCAGAGAAGUGUGCAAAACGCUCUAAGAACUAUGUUUGAAGGAUGGCAGAAUCGGAGAGGGGGAGUUGUUGAAGAUGACGGCGGUCGAGAGACUAAGGGGCUCAAACCAACGCCCAGAGAGUUUCCGUACAUCAAGGCUCAGGUCCCGACGAGGACUGACACUGGAAGUACGACUACUACUGCGACAAUGUUGGAUGAUCAACUUGAGGGGGAGCAGACCGGGCCAACUACUUCAUCUCCCCAAGAAGCAGGAGAGAUUGUUCACGGACUCUAA
Messenger RNA from Fusarium subglutinans, 1638 nucleotides. RefSeq lists its product as uncharacterized. The record is from RefSeq and is a predicted model, not a curated record. Bases 1 to 1638 code for a protein of 545 amino acids. The transcript has a single exon. NCBI's taxonomy places the organism in Eukaryota, Fungi, Ascomycota, Sordariomycetes, Hypocreales, Nectriaceae.